CAAAAUGCUUUUUCCAUUACCCCCUUGAAAAUCAUUAUAAAUAUCCAAAUGAGGUCUACCAGUUCAUUUCGGUGCAUCAGAUUUUUAAGAGCGGCAGAUCAUCCAUUGAGAUUGAUUAGCAGGGUAAUCGGUAAGGAGGGUUUUCAUUCUUUAGUACUUCGGGUGCCCACUAAGUAUGGUAUAUUGAAUUGGGUUUCUCCAUGGAAGAGAUUGAGCAGAUGAGAGGAGCUAAUGUCGGUGAGGGAUUCGAACCCUCCACCUCAGGGAGUAGUGGUAAUAAUAAUUUCAUGGAGGAAACGGGGGAAGAAGAUGAAGAUGUUUGCAGGAUUUGCAGAACAAAUGGAGAUGCAGACAAUCAAUUGUAUUAUCCGUGUGCGUGCAGUGGCAGUAUUAAAUAUGUGCAUCAGGAUUGUCUUCUUCAGUGGCUUAAUCACAGCAAUGCACGGCAGUGUGAGGUUUGCAAGCAUGCCUUUUCUUUCUCUCCUGUCUAUGCCGACAAUGCCCCAGCAAGGUUACCUUUUACAGAGGUUUUAGUUGGGACAACAAUGAAAGCAUUGCGUGGCUUGCACUUUUUUUUCCGGCUUUCCUUUGUGCUUUCUGUAUGGCUUCUGUUCAUACCAUUCAUAACUUUCUGGAUCUGGAGGCUUUCAUUUGUGAGGAGCCUUAUGGAGGCUCGGAAGCUGUUUAUAAGUCGGAUAUCUUCUGAUGGCUGGCUUCAUAUUUCUCCUGCUAUACUCCUCACAGAUUGUUUACAUGGAUUCCUUCUGUCUGCUGGAAUUGUGUUUAUAUUUUUGGGUGCAACAUCCAUGCGGGAGUACUUCAGACAUCUGCGGGAAAUAGAAAGGCAGAAUCCAGAGAGAGAGGAUGAUGGGAUUAACAGGCAAAAUGGAGAAAGAGCAGGAAGGCGGUUGCUCAUACGAGAUGUUGUGAAUGGUGAGGGUGGUGGAGCAGGUCAGGAAAAUGUUGGUGCAGUUCAAGUGAUCAGAAGAAAUGGGCAAAAUGCAGCAGCUGCUAAUUUAGAAAUGCAAGCAGCACGUUUUGAUGCAAAUGUUGAGCAAAUUUUUGAUGGUGGAGACGAUGCAGAUGGUGUUGAGGAUGUGCCAUUUGAUGAACUUGUGGGGAUGCAAGGGCCUGUAUUUCACUUGGUUGAAAAUGCAGUAACAGUACUGGCAAGUAAUACCAUAUUUCUUGGUGUUGUAGUUCUUGUACCUUUCCAUCUAGGAAGAAUGGUCCUGUCAAUUGCAUCCCAACUUGCAGUCACAACAAGUGGUGCAUUGCUUACUGCUGGGAUGUCAGAAUCAGCUAUGACUAUGGCUAUGGCUAAUAGCAAUGUAACAAAAGAUCUCAAGUCACCUUCCAACAUGUCUAAUUCUUCUCUGGCCAAAGAGGGUCUUGCAGGGAACAUUAAUGCUACUGUGCUUCAGGGUGAUCGUUCUUCAAAUAUUAUUGCAAGUGGGGGUUCUGUGGAUUUGUUGACAGAAGUCUUGCUUACGUCAUUGCAACUUUCUGAUGCUGCGACUCUUUCUAUUGGUUACAUGUCUAUUUUCCUUCUCGUCUUUGGUUAUCUUGGCUUAGUAGCUCUGAUACGUUAUAACAGGGGGGAGCCAUUGACAGUGGGAAGGAUCUAUGGUAUAGCAUCAGUGGCCGAGGCUGCCCCUUCCCUUGCAAGGCAAUUCCUGGCUGGAGUGAAAUACUUCUUCACUAUGGUGAAGGUUGCUUUUCUAUUACUGGUGGAGAUCGGUGUCUUCCCUCUAUUAUGUGGCUGGUGGCUGGAUGUAUGUACAAUUAGCAUGCUUGGAACAACAUUGUCCCAGCGUGUGGGAUUUUUCUGGGCUUCACCCAUAACAAGUUCAGUAUUUCACUGGCUUGUUGGGAUUGUAUAUAUGUUACAAAUAAGUAUCUUUGUCAGCCUUCUUCGAGAGGUACUCCGACCUGGCGUCUUAUACUUUCUUAGAGAUCCUGCAGAUCCAAAUUAUAAUCCAUUCCGAGAUCUCAUUGAUGAUCCUAUACAUAAACAUGCACGGAGGGUUUUACUGUCUGUUGUGGUUUAUGGAAGCUUGAUUGUCUUGCUGGUAUUUUUACCAGUCAAACUUGCAAUGCAUGUGGCACCUUCAAUGUUUCCACUGGAUACUUCGUAUGUUAAUAUGGUGUCAGAUCCGUUUACAGAGAUUCCAGCAGACAUACUUCUAUUUUCUAUUUGUAUUCCAUUUGCUAUUGAGCACUUCAGACCACGAGCAACCUUUAAGACAAUUCUUUUCCACUGGUUUUCUGCUGUUGGUUGGUUGCUUGGAUUGUCUGAUUUUCUUCUGCCAAACCCUGAUGACAGGGAUGGUCAAGCAAAUGUAAAUGGCAACCAAGGACAGCAAUUAAGAUUACAAGAUGUUCAGCAUCGUGUUGUUCAAGAACAAAACCAACAUAGAUUAGCACUUCCUGCAGCUGGGAAUGUUGAGAGGGCAGUGCAUGAGGGCAUGGCUUCUGAAGAGAAUGAUGUAGAUGACGAUGAAGAUACAGAAGACUGUAAGUUUGCUAUCCGCAUUGUGCUGCUGCUGUUUGGGGCAUGGUUAACCCUACUUUUCUUUAACUCGGCAAUGAUUGUGGUACCUAUUUCUCUUGGGCGGGCUAUGUUUUCUUCAAUUCCACGACUUCCAAUAACGCACGGCAUAAAAUGCAAUGAUCUAUAUGCGUUCAAUAUCGGAUGUUAUAUUAUAUGGGCUGUGGCUGCUGGAGUUGGAUAUGCAGUAGACUAUUUAAGGGCACACAGCUUCAAAGUUCUUUUGAUGAACAUGAUAAAAUGGUCUCUGAUAGUUUUGAAAAGUUGCAUUCUCCUAUCACUAUGGAUUGUUGUGAUUCCUGUUUUUAUUGGACUUCUGUUUGAGCUGCUGUUGGUAGUGCCCCUGAGAGUGCCAGUGGAUGAAAGUCCUGUGUUUCUUCUCUACCAGGAUUGGGCUUUGGGGCUUAUAUUCCUUAAGCUAUGGACAAAAUUGGUAUUGCUAGGUCAAAUGGCUCCACUUGCAGAUGAAAGUUGGCGAGUAAAAUUUGAGCAAGUCAAAGCAGAUGGGUUUUCUCGAUUGCGUGGGCUAUGGGUGCUUCGUGAGAUUGUGGCACCAAUACUCAUAAAGCUUUUGACAGCACUCUCUUUGCCAUAUGUUUUUGCUCGUGGUGUAUUUCCACUUUUUGGAUACUCUCUAAUUGUAAAUUCUGCUGUUUAUCGAUUUGCUUGGUCUGGGUGCCUUAUCUUGGGCUUAUUGUGGUAUUGGAUGAGAAGAUUUCAACAGUGGUUUAUGGACCUCCAUAAUUCCAUCCGUGAUGAUAGGUAUCUUAUAGGAAGAAGAUUGCACAACUUUAGGGAAGAGAAACUCAGAUCGCAUGGAAGCAAUGAUAAUUUUUCACAAGCUGCAAGAGACCCGUCAAGGGAUGUGGCUGUAGAAGCUAAUAGAGAUGAGGCUCCAGAGAAUGUUGAAAACAACCAGAGUUUAAGCUCUGGUUCAUCAAGCACACACAUGGAAACGACAAACUUAAGGCAUAGAAUAUCAAGUGCAAGUUCUGAUUAGUCACUUUCAUGGCUCCCACUCUGAUCUAGAGGUCAUAUAAAUUAUGUAAUGCUACCAAGAUCAACCUCAUUAAAAUUGCAAAUUUUUAUUUCUA
Cryptomeria japonica (Japanese cedar) is the source of this 3645-nucleotide messenger RNA. RefSeq names its product probable E3 ubiquitin ligase SUD1. Gene Ontology annotation, molecular function: zinc ion binding. Gene Ontology annotation, cellular component: endoplasmic reticulum membrane. The transcript has 9 exons. The record is from RefSeq and is a predicted model, not a curated record. The coding region runs from base 201 to 3551 and encodes 1116 amino acids. Lineage: Eukaryota; Viridiplantae; Streptophyta; Pinopsida; Cupressales; Cupressaceae.